AUGGUUUGUUUGCCUUUUUUCAGGUGGGGCCGCGUCGAUUUGAAGAUUAUUGAAGACGACGCACUCAGCGGCGUCCUUGCGGGGAUCGUGGAAGCGGCUCGCCAGCGGGAGGAGCUUACCAGCGUCAUCGCGGAAGCCUCCGCGGAUCGCCUUGCUCAUCUGACACCCCAAGAGAAGGCCGAGGCCAAACGGAAGGCGAAGGCCGCCAAGCAGACCCUGCAAAAUCCACGGGGCGCAAGGCGUCCCUCGCGCAGGAGGAAGCGGACCCGGACCAAGGCGCUGAAUAAGCUGCUGCUCGAGCACCGGCCGGCCUUGGGCAAUAUGGUAAAGGUCGUGUUUGAGGCGCUGAUUUCGGCACCCAGAUCGAUGAGAUCCGAAAAAGAGCGCGCCGAGGUGAAGGCGAAGCCGAAACUGACCAAGAAGGACAGUGCGGUGCUGAAGGCGUUGGAAGACGCCGGUUGCCCGCUGUGCAACUCGCCCGUCGUCUGGGGACGACCUCUCGUUCGUCGCCACCUUCGUCCGGGAAAAGCUGCGCGACCCGCGGCACCCAAGAUCAGGACGGCGGGAUGGCCGCAUUCCGGGCCGGCCAUCCGAACUCGCCGUAGAGGGGCUGACCCGGACGAAGAGUUGGCGCUGCUGCUGGCUGCCGGCCGAAUUUCGGAGUCCGAUAUCGCCGCGAAGCGCGCGUUCGAGGCAGCAGCAGGCCGACCGGCUACAGAUUUCGCCGACGCUCGCAGGGGCGUUGUCGAGGCCGCGGAGCGACAGCGAUCGGACGGCGUUCGGGCGGUGCAGAGCGCACAGUUAAUCAUGUCGAGGAAAAGCCUUUUCAGCAGGACCUUCAGUCUCUGGUCGAGGCCUCGGCGGCGGCGAAGCGGCGGAGGAGCGCGCAUGGGAUUAUCCUGCUCCCGGCCGUCUCGCCUGUCGAUGAUGCGCCCAUCGAGACGCAUGAAUCCAUCGCUCGCCAGAUGCUGGAGUAUCUCCACGGCACCGAUCAGGACCGCUGGGAGACGCGGAUGA
Molecule: messenger RNA, 1017 nt
Organism: Acanthosepion pharaonis
Lineage: Eukaryota; Metazoa; Mollusca; Cephalopoda; Sepiida; Sepiidae
Source: the annotation of a GenBank genome assembly